Capra hircus (goat) is the source of this 2750-nucleotide messenger RNA. RefSeq names its product tRNA splicing endonuclease subunit 54 (gene TSEN54). Gene Ontology annotation, biological process: tRNA-type intron splice site recognition and cleavage. Gene Ontology annotation, cellular component: tRNA-intron endonuclease complex. Bases 767 to 2383 code for a protein of 538 amino acids. Lineage: Eukaryota; Metazoa; Chordata; Mammalia; Artiodactyla; Bovidae. The record is from RefSeq and is a predicted model, not a curated record. The transcript is spliced from 11 exons.
CCUGACUGGACCCCGGGCGCGCGACCUGAGGCUCUGGAGUUCAGACGGACGGGAGAGACACCCUGUGUAUGACGGGGUGCGAGAGAGGACGCGAUGUGAUGGGAACUGGGAAUCGAGACCCAGGAAUCCCACUUGCGGAGCCCCCCCCUUUCUUCUUCCUCGCCCCUCGUCCUUCCCGGGACUCCCGCAGCGACCUCCGCCCGCGACCCGAAGUCACAGGCCGACGGCCCCUGGUCGGAGCGAUGGUGCCACCUAGCGGGCCGUGUGGGGACGGCCCGAGGCGGCGGCGGCGGAGACCCCAGGCUCCGGGAGGCGCUAACGACCGGCUGGGGUGGCGCUUCAGCACCGCCGUGGGUCGGACAGCGCCUCCCGCCGCCCCCCCAAGUCCUGGAAGCCCGGCUUCCGAGCCGGGACCCAACAGAAGGACCUGAAGGAACUGCGGGCUCCCCUAGCCUGCACCUGGCGGCCCGUGGUGGCCCUCAGUGUGCGAAGCCGAAUUGGGGAACCCAGCGUUCUCCCUUCUCUAAUCCCUCCUUCCUCCCGGUCCAGCCUGGGUGGUGCGGACUAGGCAGUCCGGGGUUGCGGAGGGGAGGGUCACGCUUAUAACUCUUCAUACGACGCUUUCAAACGCGAGCCUCCUCGAGAACUACUAGAGAGGAGCCCCAGAGGCAGGCGGGGCUCCUACAAAUCCAGAAACUAGCAAGCUCUUCGCCCCCUAGUAAUCGCGGCGCAUAUUUAUCGUCGGGCGCUAGGACCCAGGACACCCAUGAAGGUGGGAAGCAGUGCCCCGGAGCUCUUCGCCGCACGUUCCCGGUCCCAGAAGCUGCCCCAGCGCUCGCAUGGCCCCAAGGACUUCCUCCCUGACGGCUCGGAGGCCCAGGCCGAGCGGCUGCGCUUGUGCCGCCAGGAGCUCUGGCAGCUGCUGGCCGAGGAGCGCGUGGAGCGCCUGGGCAGUUUGGUGGCCGCCGAGUGGAAACCAGAAGGCUUCGUGGAGUUGAAGUCUCCUGCGGGUAAAUUCUGGCAGACCAUGGGCUUCUCAGAGCAGGGCCGGCAGCGGCUUCAUCCAGAAGAGGCCUUGUAUCUCCUGGAGUGUGUGAGUGGGGCCCCGGGAGAGUGGAGAGGGGAUUGUGACCAAGGAACCGGAAGGGCGUUUCUACUCAGGGAAAAGGGCUCCAUCCAGCUCUUCCACCAAGACCUUCCGCUGUCUAUCCAAGAGGCCUACCAGCUGCUGCUGACCGAGGACACAGUGACUUUCCUGCAGUACCAGGUCUUCAGCCACCUGAAGAGACUCGGCUAUGUGGUUCGACGAUUCCAACCAAGCUCCGUCCUGUCCCCGUACGAGCGGCAGCUGAACUUGGACAGCGGUGCCCAGUGCCUGGAGGGCAAGAGGAAGAGAAGCUCCAGCUCUCAGUCUAUUAAUAAAAAGCCCAAGGUCCUGCAGAACCCCCUGCAGGGGAUGGAUGGAACACCUGAGAGCCCAGCAGCUUGCAGCCCACCUCCCCAGAACCAGAACAGCUGCCGCCCAGAGGAGAAACCCCAGGAGUCAAGCCCUAUAAAGAGCCCCGUGGGCCCCCUUCAGCUGCUGGGGUUCCUGGAACCCUGCCCUGAUCUGGGCAGGGAGGGGGCGCAAUGCAGCCCAGAGAAUGGCAAAAUAGAAGACGGGGUUAUGGGGGCUUGUAAGCCCCGCUGGAACUUUGAGCAGAUCUCCUUCCCCAACAUGGCUGCAGACAGCCGCCAUACCCUCCUGCUUGCCCCCGCCCCUGAGCUGCUCCCGGCCAACGUGGCUGGACGGGAGACAGACGCCGAGUCCUGGUGCCAGAGGCUCAACCAGCGGAAGGAGAAGCUCUCUCGGCGGGAACGGGAGCGGCAGGCAGAGGCCCAGCACUUCCGCGAGGAUGUGAAUGCCGACCCCCAGGUGCAGCGCUGCUCCAGCUGGCGGGAGUACAAACAGCUGCUGCAGAGGCGGCACCUGCAGAAGACCCAGAGCCGUCCCCCACACCUGUGGGACCAGCCUGUCACCCCCUUGCUGAGUCCCGGUCGGGCCGACUCCCUAGCCAUGGUCCUUCAGCAGAUCUCUAUGCUACAGACGACACACCUUGCUGAUGGAGGUGCCCGGCUGCUGGAGAAGCCUGGGGGCUUGGAGAUCAGCUUUGAUGUCUACCAGGCUGACGCCGUGGCCACCUUCCGAAAGAAUAACCCUGGCAAGCCCUAUGUCCGGCUGUGCAUUAGCGGAUCUGAUGAGCUGGUCCCAGACCUCUGCACCCUCAAGCGGUUGUCCUACCAGAGUGGGGAUGUCCCUCUGAUUUUUGCCCUGGUGGAUCAUGGAGACAUCUCCUUCUACAGCUUCAGGGACUUCACGCUGCCCAGAGAUCUGGAACACUGAGCACCCAGCUGGGGUCUGCCCUGGGGGACCUGGACUGUCCACUCUCAGGGACCAUCGCAGUUGCCUCCUACACCCAGACUCUGACCUGUAGCUUCAGAGACUAGUCUGGGCCUUGGCCUUGGGUGUCUGAUGCUCACAGGAGAGCAAAGCCUUGCCCCGCUACCUGGCCUCUGCAGCGCUUCCAAGCCCCAGGUCUGAGACUGCUGCCUUGCAGUAAUCCCCUUGGAAUUCAGGACUAGAUUCCAAGAGUCCAGUGAGGUGGGGCAGAAGAGAAGACUCUGUGCCUUUUAAUGAGAGGGUGCCUGCUUCAUGCGAUAAAGCCAAAGCCAUUAAAAAAAAAAAAUAUAUAUAUAUAUAUAUCCUUUCA